Messenger RNA from Salvelinus fontinalis (brook trout), 4299 nucleotides. RefSeq names its product serine/threonine-protein kinase 17B-like. NCBI's taxonomy places the organism in Eukaryota, Metazoa, Chordata, Actinopteri, Salmoniformes, Salmonidae. Gene Ontology annotation, cellular component: nucleus. Gene Ontology annotation, molecular function: protein serine/threonine kinase activity; ATP binding. The record is from RefSeq and is a predicted model, not a curated record. Gene Ontology annotation, biological process: protein phosphorylation; intracellular signal transduction; positive regulation of apoptotic process. The coding region runs from base 576 to 1652 and encodes 358 amino acids. The transcript is spliced from 7 exons.
ACAGAAUGUCAAAACCGUCCGAACGAGAUUGGUCGCAAUCUAAGUUUGAAGACGUGUUGCUCACAUCAACGGGAAGAAGGAUUUUAGCCAGAUGCUAGUUAGGCACUAAACUCGCUUAUUAAUGAACACAGUCAAUAGGGAAAGUUUAAACAAGUUUGUCAAUCAACCCGAUAAGUGACAAUUCGUGAUGUAUAGUUAGCUGUCUAUUAAAGAAAAGUAAAAGGGAGCUAGUACGGUUGUUUAGAUGGAUAGCUAGCUAGCGAACGGUAGCCGUUGUUCUUCGUGACCUGUCUUUCAAGUAACUAACCAGCUGUUCUACUACUAACUAGUUAUUAUCUACAGCUAAAGCAUCUCAAACUAGCUAGCUAUUAGCUAGUAACUUAGUUAACGUUACUAUGUAGCUAUCUAGCUAAUAGUUAUAACGUUAGCUAACUAAAUAACUUUCAGCUAACUACUAUACCUGGUUUAGCACUGGCUAAACACAUUAGCUACUAGCUGGCUAGAUAGUCUACGGCCUUGAUUCGGCUUGACAGGUGCUAAUUUAUUGCCACAGUGAAGUCCGGCUAACUACAACGAUGUCACGCAGGCGGAUUGACAGCCGCAAUGGACCGACUGGGCUGUUUGGAGAAAUUCAAACCCAUAUCAAUACGGAACCGAUGGACAGUGUUUAUGACAUCACUGGCGAGUUGGGCAGGGGGAAAUUUGCGGUGGUGAAGCGGUGCGUGGAGAGGUCCACAGGGAAGGUGUUUGCCGCCAAGUUCCUGCGGAAGCGGCGUCGGGGCCGAGACUGCCGGGCCGAGGUGGUGCACGAGAUGGGUGUGCUGGAGGCGGCCCGGAACAACCCUCGCGUGGUUAACCUGCACGCUGCCUAUGAGACAGACCACGACAUCAUCCUGCUGCUGGAAUAUGCGGCGGGGGGUGAGAUCUUUGACCACUGUGACUGUGAUGAGCUGCUCCCAGAGGGCCAGAUCACACGGCUGAUCAGACAGACGCUGGAGGGCGUCCACCUCCUCCACCAGACCAGUGUGGUGCACCUGGACCUCAAGCCCCAGAACAUCCUACUAACCAGCCUGGCUCCGCUGGGGGACAUAAAGAUUGUGGACUUUGGCCUGGCACGCAAACUGGGCAUGGUCGGAGAGCUCCGAGAGAUCUUGGGCACGCCUGAGUACGUGGCUCCAGAGAUCCUGAACUAUGAGCCUAUCACAACGGCAACUGACUUGUGGAGUGUGGGAGUGAUCGCCUACAUGCUGGUGACGGGCGAGUCUCCAUUUGCAGGGGAUGACAAGCAGGAGACGUACCUGAACGUGUCACAGGUCAACGUGGACUAUAGCCAAGACGCCUUCUCCAGGGUGUCGGAGCUCGCUGUCGACUUCAUCCGCAAGCUGCUGGUCAAAACUCCAGAGGACCGGCCCAGUGCAGCCGACUGCAUGACCCACCCCUGGCUGUGGCAGCAGCAUCAAUACCCAAGUACCGAGCCUGUCCUGCCACGAACCCCCCGUGAGAGGAGCAGCGGUACCAAGUGGGCUGCCCCAGCCGAGGACCCAGAGGACAAGGAGAACUUCACCUUGGAUUCACCCCACACCCAGGCCAAGAGGUUUCGCUUUGAGGAGGAGACACCUGCCGCCACCAACGGUGGAGACGGGGACUUCUGAGGGGGAAAGAGCGACGCAAGCGCACCCCUCCCGCAAGCGCACCCCUCCCGCAAGCUCCUAUUUUGCUUUUAUUGGUUUUAUGCAGCAAGGAACCUGCCGGCAAGUGUCGCCUACCCAAGAGCGCUUCUGUUCUGUUCUACUGCUCGCCAGUAUCCAAGAGCGCCCAGCCAAACCAAAGAUAGCCAGCUUCCUUUGUGAUCUAACGUCAAUUCGUCACUGUUUCUGUGUAGUUUGUAUUUCUAAAUAAUGCAUUGAUUUAAGAUAAGUAUUUUAUUGUGAGCUGAUUUAGUCCUUUCUAGUGUGUCUUUGAUUUGUCAGGUAUAUUUUGUCCCUGAAUUUAAAGAAUGAGGCCAGAUAUAGCUCAAGGGAAAUCUAUGCAAUACUGUUUUGCCACAAGUAACUUUUAAAUAGUCAACAAAUUAUUACUUGACCAUUUUUGCCAGGCCAGUAAGUGGUCGUAAAAGUGUUCUUAGAUGCCCCAAAGUGUUCUUAGUAUCUUGUGCUAAAAUCAUUCGACAGAACACUGAACUGUGCAGAUAUGGGCUAAAUCAGACUAUUUGAGGAAGUGAAAGUAAAGUACGUCAUCACACCAUGUCCUUGUUUGCCUGACCCAAGCUGUACAUUACCUCCCUACUCUCAAACAAGCUUUAGGCCAUGGCUUGCGCACAUUAUAUUCUGUGACAUUCCCUUAUCUUGCUCUCCAGCACGCCACAUCUCAAAGCACAGUAUGUCAUCUUAGACAGGUUGUCUAUGCACAGUACCAAGCCCUGGCCUGCAUAAUUAGUAAGCCAACAAGUCACACUGGUGUCUGUCUAUAACAUUUACAGUUUACUGUUAACCCCAACUCUUCCUCUGAUUUACAAUUCCACAGUAAUAGAGAUUUAAGAGGGUUCUGUAAAAAGGUGACUCAUGGACAGUGGACACCACACCCAUGCUUACUUAAAUGUCCUUCAAAUGUUGUCAGUUCCUUUUGAGUCAUUUGCUUGGGGGAACUGUGACUGAAGCAUUUAACUAUUUGUCAUCUGGGUAUUUCAUUUGCUUAACUGGAAAAAGUGGUUUAGAAUUACAUGUUUUUUUUUGUGUAACUUGAACACAAUGUAUUUCCUGAAGUAAUUUAAUCUGCAUUCCUUUAAUUGGUAUUAAAAAGCUACUUUUUUUUUUUUUUUUUAUGGCUAGGAAGCCUAAAGUUUAAUGGGAGUCGGGUAGAUUUGGGAAUCAUAACAGAUUGUAUGUGUAUGCAGGCGAGUUUAUUCAGUCUUAUUCCUCUGUUCAUUCCAUUUCCUCAUCUCAGGGCAAAUUACCUUUCACUUUGGUCGUAACUACCGUGUGCCUCUUUGUAUUUGCUCUUUAUAUACGUUUUAUAUUCUAAUCUGAUUCUCAAUAUAUUUAUAUAAUGGGAUGGUGUUUUGUUUAUAUUUAGAUGUACAUAUGUGUGUGCUUUAUUUAACUGGAUUCAGAUGGGUGUAUUAAGAAGAUACGGGUUGUAUGGGAUAUAGUAUUGAUGGCACCUCUCAACAAAAAGCUGUUUUGGUAACGGAGGUGACAUGAAAUUGAAAUAUACUUUGGUUGUGAAGUGGUGAAUGUGGGAUUAGCAUGAAAGGUUUGGAAAAGUGAUUAGAGAUGGAGUUUGGAUUUAAAAGAGAAAAGAUGGUUAUGAGGAAAGGGUAUGGCAUUGAGAUGGUUACAGAGGACGAGAAAACAUUGGUUACGGAAGUGAUGUCGGUAAAGGUUACGGAGUUGACGGUAGAAAAUGUGGACAAACUUUUUGGUAAUGCAGUCGAUAAACAGGAGAAAGGUUUUGACUGAUGUUUGUACAGUUUUACAAGCAGAGCACUUCCAUGUAGAAAAUUGAAGUGAUCUGUUGAGCACGUUCCCCAUCCAUUUGUGAACUUAUGAAAGAAUAACCCACCCUGAAGAAUUUAUGUGAACCCUAACUGCCAGCAGACCGUAGCUGAACAUGUCACUUUGUUCAAGGAGGUGCAAAGACUACAUAUCCUUGUUUGUUGUGGUCCUCAAGGUUUCCCAGAGAUGUCACCGGCCUAGCACACACAAUAGCCUUUGUCUUCGAGAGGGCUGUCUCCAGUCACGGCCACGCUCUCACUGUAUGCUGUCAUCCUAAAGGAGAACUGGAACACGUCAUUAGUGAGUGGUUCAGUAGUCAGUACCGUCCUCCGUUCAAAGACAGACACUUAAAUGAAAACCAGACGUUCGAGGUACUGCUGACACCAAUCGGCAAUAAGUGGACUUGUACAACUUGAUUAUAUUUGUAAGGGCUCCACUGCUGAUUUCAUUUUGUAUGGCUGUCUGAAUUUACUUUUACAUACAGAUACUAGUCAAGUGACCUGUGUGUUCUCUGGGGACAAAGGUGACCAGUUUGCACUCUUCACAUUCCUGUGGUGAGAUCUUCUCCCACUUUACCAGGGUAAUACUGAAGGAAACAUCUGAGUCAAACUCAUACCAGUUAGAAGCACAAGCAAUAACCUUCAGACAGAUGUUUAUUUCACAUUUGAUAGAUUUGUAGGUAUAUUCCAUUUGUUUUUAGAAUGGAUAUUUUCAAAUGCCCAUUUGUAUCUUCUGAUCAACAUCAAUCUAAUAUUUAGGUGUCAUCAGCAAACAAGAAUGCUUAUUAAAGAUGAUAGAAAACCUU